Molecule: messenger RNA, 10555 nt
Organism: Amoebophrya sp. A25
Lineage: Eukaryota; Dinophyceae; Syndiniales; Amoebophryaceae
Source: the annotation of a GenBank genome assembly
CCACUAUCUCACUCUACAUCACCUCAUCUCGUAAAAAGAACUCUCUUUUGAAUAAAUUGAAGAGAAGAUGUCUCGUUCGAUGAUGGAAGACCCUUCCAUCCGCAAAAGACGCGGACGGCGCAAAAGCAGUUCGCCUUUGCAUUGAUCUGUGUGAGCAAGAACAAGUGCUGAUUUCGGAAGGAUACUCUUUGGGUUUGCUCAGGAGGGUAUCGCUCUGCCUCUGCUGAGAAGAUGAUCGCUUCCGCGGUUUAGGAUAUUUAGCCGUCCCUGUCCGCAGAACUCGGUCGAAGAACUCGAAUAAGAACACCGAUAGUUUUGCUCUCCUUGGAGUUGAAGGACUUCUUGCAGCUGUUGACUGGAGAUUCUCUUACGACAAGGGAUUACAAUCUUCAGUGUUUUCUUCUGCGAAUCAUCUUUGAUUUCGCUUUUUGGUGCCUUCUAGUUGUACUUACACAGAUUUGGUGCCGACAUCUAGUUGUACUACACGAAUCGCGACAGCAUCUUCUGCUACUUUGAGUUUGAGGUUUGUGUUGUAGAAGAACACGGCUGCAAAGAUGGGGCUCCAGCGGCUGGUGGACAUGAUCACCUUCCCGGCUCCGAGCUCGAGCUACUCUCUGACAAGUCAUCUAGAUGAGCUCUUUUUCAUCACGGAUCCCUUGUCAGAACUAUGCCCCAUUCCUUGCAUGUACAUCUCGCCAGGAGCAAGACGGAAAAGGUACUGCUGGUGCUACAUUUUAUUUUCAGUAUUAAGGAUGAGAGAAAAGAAAGGAAGUCUACUUUGAACUUCUACUCAAGAAAUAAAUUAGUGACUAACUAAUGACAGCGCCUACAAUCUAAACAAUUCAUCAGCAUGUUUGUGCUUGUGCACACGCAUUCCAACGGGUGUGAUAUUGGAGAUAUGGUAACAGCGAUGCGUGGUCUCUCUGCACACUUGAUGUUAUGUAAAUUCUCACUUGAUGUUAUGUAUAACAGAGUAGGUUAUAGCACGCAUGGUGCAUGGAGUAGCAUGGAGUGCAUGGAGCGCAGAGCUUUAAGGGGCGCAAGAAGCUCCCCCUUUAGCUCCAUGCUACUCCAUGUGAUCCAUGCACUCCGUGCCAUGCGAGCUGUGAAACCUUAUACUAUAAGUGCUGGAUUCCUUCUACUUCCUGCUCAUACUUGUUUGAUUUGGGUAAUCGUAAUAAACGCGUGGGUAGAAGAACUUCUAACGUGGUACCUACUUCUAAGAGAAUCAGAGCCAACUACUCAGAACUCUUUUUAAAGCAGAAUCUAGUAUCGAUUCAGAAAACAGAUGCCUGCACGUCCACAGAACAGGCAAAUUGAUUCCCCUUAGCGUUCGAUGUAGUGAUUGAUAUUUACCCCUGUGGUGCUUUUUCAACAAUUGACUCUCACUCACACUCACUCACCUCCCACUCCCUCUCUAAUCUUAGUGGAUAGUUUUUUGGUCGAAUAUCCUGGGUACGGACUGUAUGAGGGGAAGACGAGCAAAGCGUCCAUCGACCGAACCAUGGAAGUCAUCCACAACUUCUUCAUCCACGAAUUGAAGAUUGAUUAUGAAAAAGCAAAUACUUAAUCGUUUUCAUCAAAUAAUCGUUUUUACUAAACGAUAGUGUUUCGAGAAGGAGAACGAAGAUAUUUAGUGUCUGUGUCGAGAACGAAGAUACGGUCGUGAUCAUUAUUUUUAUGUCCAUGCUGAUGAGCGCAUUGUCUAUGAAUUGUACUCCUGGUCUGGCGGUGCGUUGGAGUAUUACGUUUUCAUAUUUAGCCAUCGCGCAUCAUCUGGUAUGGACGUUCUAUUGGCAGUGGAAGCGCGUGUGCACUGGCGCUGAGGACACAGGAAUUAUUUGGACCCGAAAGUGUCGGCGGCUUGGUGAUUCAGUGUGUUAGGGCUUCAUUUAGUCAUUCACGGAGUCGGAGAGUAGUGAUAAGUGAACAGGCCAACGCCUAAACCACUAAGCCAACUGCGUUCAACUGGAGCAGGAGCAGCUGCUUUGUAGUUCCUUCUGUCUCUACCAUGGAAGAAGUGCCAGUAUAUGGACGUAGUGAUCAUUUGUUCUCUACUGAUGGUGAUAUGGUUCUCGUGGCCUGAGUUGCCAUAAUAUCGACCUCUACAACUCUAACUCCCGUUUCACCUGUUUCAAGGACGUGGUAAAGUUUUUGUUCGGUAGGGUGGCGAAAUCCGUAGUUCGUCAGUCCUGGGACAACAAAAAUGCCGUUGCACAGUUGGAAAGGUAAAGACAGAUUCACGCUUACAAGACUGCCUCGUCUCACGACAAUACGAAAAUAAAUCCCCUACUCAAGUAGAACAGGACGACGGACUCCUCGUCUGCUAGUCCGUUUAGAACUACUCUACUUUAUAGUCUGCUUGAACAUUCAUGAUUUUCUCAGGACUCCCGUCUUGAUCCUUCAUGGAAAACGCGACACGAUGAUCCCGCACAAGCAAGCGGUGGAGCUUUUUGAGGUGGUCAGGUGGAAGGAGGUCUCCGAACUGUAUCUGUGCAACUGUGGACACAACGACUUCAAUUUCCCCAAGUGCACAGUGCAACCUAUGGUGGCGCUUCUGGGUCGGAUUGUGGCUAAGCGGCAGAUAACAACGCCCAUAUCCCGAAUACACAUAUCAUUUCAUUUCUAUGGCACAUAAAAAUACGCAGAUAUGCAUCUCAGAUAUGCAUCUUUUACUUCUAGUUCUAUCUAAGAUAUCUCGACGAGGACGAGGACAGGGUUGACUUUAUCUAUAAGAUGUUUCUCGCUUCCCCUAUCCCCUAUUCCAUGUUGCAAUUUUUGAAUGGGAAGUGAGCACCCAGCAUCUACUAUCCAAUUCAUUGGAGUAUCCCAUGAUACAUGGUUCAUUCUCUAAUAUUUGCGUCCCCUAGUAAUCCAUGUAGGCCUUCUGCGCAAUAGGAUUCCGUGUCAUACGCUGCGCCGGCUGCAGAUAACGGAACUCGAAACAAAAUUAGCUGCCGCUGGAAGAACCGCAGCGACUAAAGAGCAGGAGGCCAUUCUAUUAAGAAUCAUGCUGCUUCAUCUUUUUCCUUCCAGAGUAUCGUCUCUCUUCCUUUCGUUCCUUCUCGUCACGUAGAAGAUAUGAUUGAAGAGAUGAACUUUGGACGAGAGUAUCUCAGAAAUCUAGAUUUGCUUCUUCCUUUUCAUAAGGUUCCUAAGGUGUUAGGUCCAGCGGCGCUCAAAGCACUAAAAUACAGCAACCGGUUAGUUUUUACCUCUAUAGGCUUAGCCCUUCAAACAAUAUAUUGUGAGCUCUUGCUCUAAUUCUGGCACAAGGAAGUGAGUCUGGCAGUACUGGCGCUGGUGGUCCAACUACCACAGGCACCGGAGACGCGAGCGCUUCUUCUAGUGGUCAAGGAGGUAGUGCAGAUAAUUCAGUUGCCUCAGGAUCGAAAAAAAGUGCUAGUAGCGGUGGAGGUUCCGCUUCCAAUGGAGGACCGAAUACUAAACAAAGUGGACCAUCUUCAAGUAAACGCAGUGGAACAGGACAGGUGGUAGCCAGUGGAGGUGAUGGAGCAGAAGAAGUUCCACCAACACCUUUAUGGCUUUUUUUAUCUGAUGUUGUCUUGAGGUUGAGACUUGAUUUUUUAUGAUUUUUGUUAUUUCAUGAGAAGCAGGAGAAGCAGAAGUAGACGUACAUCGAUCAUGAUCCUGAUCAACAACAAGUUCUUACCACAACUAGUCCUGGCGGAGGAAGAUCAGUUGAUGUCAUGGGGUAUUAACAGAUCCUUUUUCCAGUUAGCUUCAGGCUCAGCCUGUAACAAGUUGCGCAGCUGUUUGGUAAGUAGGUAGUUUCUUUUCUCGUCUGGGCUGUCCGUUGGUCACUUCGUGGGGGGUCUUAUCGCUUUUUUUCUCGGCUGCUCGCUUAUUUCAGUUUUUCGAGUACAUCGAUCGUUAUCAAUACAACAAGUUCUUCUUACCACAACUAGUCCUGAAGAUGAGUCUUCCGAUGUAUUCUUCCAGCUCUCCUCUAAGCCAAGGUUCAGCAGUACUAGAGCCUCAAAAUACAAGCGUGGAGGUGUCAAUUGUAGGGGGUGGAACGACGACGACGACGGGUGGUGCAGCAACGUCUUCACAAGGAGGCACGGUGUCGGGGAAUACAGCUCCCUCGACGUCUUCAUCUUCAGGCAAGUUGAAGCUAUGUGAUGUCAAUUACGUAUAACGGUCUGUUUCUGCUCAACCUCAAAUGCAUUGACAACUAUCUAAGUGUUAGUAGCAACACUGUCUGUAUCUUGUGUCGCACGCUGCCGAAUAGAUACAAAUCCUCGAUAGUAAUACUGUUGUGUCGCACUCGCAGUCGCAGAUGAGAUCUCCUCACGCUUUCAUCCGGUCUAAUGAAGGUGAACGCAAGUUCUGGUGCAAAUGUUGCGGAGGCUUCAGAAUCUCGUUAUAUCUACGCACCUACAGAGCGCACUGGCUCUGCUGGUUAUGGAGGAGGAAAAGAUUUAUAGUCCGCUACUUCUUCAUCUGAACUACAUUACCCUAAGUGGUGAAUGGUUCCGGUAUUUGGUAACCUGAAUUUGAUCACAAGGAUUCUCCUCUUGUUUUCCCUUAAAUGAUCGAAAUCAGGUUACCAAAUACCGGAACCAUUCACGUGGAUCUUCAUCUUCCUUUGAAGCUCUGGAACGAAAGGCAGACUAUUGAAAUCGCUGUCAUAGUUGGAAAAUACCUCUAAGAUGGGGAAGAUGGAGCAUCAAAAGCGGCCAAUGCUGGAGGCGGGGCACGAGAUAGGGUUGGUUUUGAUGGAGGAAUAGACUAAUUAGUAGGUCGUGUAGAACACAACAUCCAAAUUGCCAAGGGGCCUAGAUGAAGGCAGAUGAUAAAUUCCCCUGAAUUAUACAAAUUUCGACUACGUAGACUUACUUGGAAGGACCUUCACAUAAUUAUGAAUACUCCUCGACGUGAAAUAAACUCAAACCCCACCCUUGAAGAAGUCAGAUGUAUGUACCCCUUGAAUGGGUUUACUACUACUACUACUACUACAUGAAUAGCACACGACCAGUAGUUUCACUUCCAGUACUUUCUUGACUUCUAAAGAACGUUCUUCUGCUAGCUCUGGCCAGGACAGAUCAGAAAACGACCAAACGGAUGCUGAAUGCCUACGGACUCGGAACCGCAAAUGUGGUGGAUGCGUUCCGGCUCCAAGAGAAAUCGAGGAACUAGUCUGCGAUAUCUGUCUGGACUCGUUGUUAAGGGUGAUGGAAUUUGUGGACUACUUGGUAUUAUACAAGUGCAGGUCUGGACAAAAAUAAAAAGGUUAAUUAUCUGCCAGGCAUAAGUAGCAAAAAACACAGUGCUCAUGGUACGACAAUCUGUAUGUCGCGAAUUACAACAUCUUCGAGAUCACAACAUCACCUUCCUUUUUCUCGUGGUCUCUAACUUCUUGUCCAUAUUUGACGUCUGCGGAGCCGAAUGAGCUCGCACAGAUAUUGCAGAAGCCACGCGCGAGCGAGCUGAAGGUAGGCAUGUUCCACAGUGUCCGCGUCCUGCUGCACCACUUGACAAAACGAGCAGUGCGUUUCUUCCAUGUGCUGCGAGCUCAAUUAGACCAACUUGAGGGUCCGGAGACGUUGCAGAUUGCAGACUUGAUAGAGGUGGUACAAGCGGAGUUCUGGUUGCGAUGUCCAUUUCCGAUUUUGUAUGAGGAAGUCCUGCUGCUGAGGAGCAAGAAGCGGAGCAGGAUAAGCGUCCUCAGCUUUGGGGCGUUCAAAAUACUAGAGUUAUGAGAGAAAGGGUCGUGAAUGAGUCACCGCUAGUGCUAAGUUGCCUGCAGCCUUCCAUGUUCUGUACUUCAUUUUGUUCUAUAUUAUAUAAUAUGUUUAUAGUAUAAGUAAUCUAACAAGUCUGCACUUUGCAGUUUCCAAUGUUCUUGAACAAGAUGCACGACUGCAAAAAUGGUUGAGUAAUUUUAGCUGGUGCCCGUCAUCUAAACGCAAUUGCAGCUGGUGCUCGCGGACGCAGCUCUUCUAAGGGAGGAGGUCAAUUAUGGCAAUAAAUAUAACUCGCCAUAGCUGCAUGAUAUUGGAAGCUGAUCUUCUACAAUGAUCUUUGACCCAAAACGUGUAGCUUCUGUUGUCAGAUCUUUGUUUAACCCAAAAGAACGUGUAGCUUCUGUUCAUUCUGCUUAACGAAGAAGAGGAAUAUUCUGUUAGAUCUACUUACUUCCAAACAAACCUCUGCUAAGUACUCAACAACAAGCAGCUCCAACAGGAGGAACCAAUACUUCUUCGAGUGGAGGAGGCACUUCUUCAAGUGAAGUCCCACUGAUCGCAUCCUCUGCCGGGAAUUACGAAGAGGUGGCUGGAGAAUACGAUGCACGUACAAAUCUGGAGAACGCCAUAGACAUAGAGAAAUACAAGAUUUUUCUCCGGAAAAUGCUCACCGAGAAAUUCGACUUUUCGGUCUCUAGUCCAGGAAGCAGUAAUAAAGAUAUGGGUGGAUGGUGUAGCAGGAGUACUUGAAUUAUAGAAGAAUCGUGGGUCUUCUUCUAGUUGUAUACGGUCAUCGAGCACCAGGGCACAAGAACAUAAACGACAAAUUCUCUUUCAUGCCACGCGCAUGAUAUUGUACGACAGUCAUAGCACAACUACACUACGAUAGCACUGUACACAGCACAUCAUGAUCAUUGAUUCAUCUCCUUCUCCUUCAUGUAAAAGGCAACUUCGAAGAGCAGUGCAAAUAGUACCGGCCCGCCAAAGACGGAGCAGCCGGCUCAGCCAACUUCUACAGCAUUCCCUAGAUUACCUGAGUCUGGAAAUUUUGUCACGCCUUCCACAUCACCAGGCGUUCAGCGUGGUAGCAGAAACGCCGCGUUUCAAGAGGUAUGUGAAGAUGAGGAUGAAAGGAAUUAAAUAGAUGUCAGUCCUCACCUUCAGGUGAUGCUGGUAGGAGAAGAACCGCAUUGCUGGAGAUGUACAUUGGGUCUAGUUCAAUGCGUGUCCUCGUCCAGGUCGUAAAUUUACAGUAUAUACUUAGCAAAGAAGCUUAUUUCUUCACCUCUUCAUUCCAACGAAAUUCGUCUACGAGCGAUGGCGCAAGUUUGCAAGCGAGCCUGCUCGAAGAGGUCGACGAAGUUGUGGACGUCCUUCGAAUACCGAUAUGGGGAUUUGCACCAAGCAACGCUCAGUUCCGAUACAUAACAGAGUGGUGCCUCUUAUGAAAGGAAAAUAAAGUUUAGUACUCAUCCACCCUCUAAGAUAGGAUUAUGCCAGGCAGCGGUGCAGGCGGAUGUGGCUCAUCCUUCUCAAGAAAACAAGACGAGGGGCAGCACAACUUUCCUAGUUAGCUGAUGACUGUACACGUUCAUGAUGUGUACACGUUCCUAAGUAGUUAGAAAACAAGAGUGGCUGGAUGAUGACUGUACACUUUCUCCCUUCAUACGCCUUGAGCUCCGAGCGCCUAGAUGAAAUGCUGCCCUUGACCGUGAAAGACCUGUUGAGUGGACGCAAUGCACCGAAAAAACGUUCGAAGUCAGCGGCGAAGUUUAUGAUUGGGGACUACUUCUAUCACGACUAAAUGAGAUAUUGCGUUUAAAACCUUUUUGUUUUUUCGCGAUCAGAAGGUGGAGGGACGACCAAUAAAUCUUCUUAGGUACUACAGGAUCAAGGCAUUUUAUAAUCACGUACUCCAUUCAGACCUUCUUCACUGAUGAUACACACCUAACUCCUCUUCUCCACCAGACGCGAAUGCGCCGUUUCCAGUAAAUCCAGAUGGAAUGAAGGGAUACCACAAACGUAAAAGAGUCAUCGGUGGGAAUGGAAAGGGCAAGCGAAGUGGGUCCGCAGACACGCCAAGACCAGCAUUAAGGUGAUGAAACCUGUUGAUAGAUUGUAGUGGUCGUAAAGUUGUAUCUUCAAGAUGUAUAGAUAACAGAGUAGUUUAUAGCACGCAUGGUGCAUGGAGUAGCAUGGAGUGCAUGGAGCGCAGAGCUUUAAGGGGCGCAAGAAACUCCCCCUUUAGCUCCAUGCUACUCCAUGUGAUCCAUGCGCUCCAUGCCAUGCGAGCCGUGAAACCUUAUAAAUUGCUCUGGUGAUAAGUACGCUUUUCAGAUGAAGAUUGAUGAAGUGAAACGAGCGUUUAACCUUACCUUUUCUUGCUGGGCAUAUCGAGGAUGUUGAAGAUCUUCAGGGCUAUCAUGGCCAGCAUUUUCCAGGUCUAGUACGUCAUCACCGUCCAUAUCUAAGCAAAGCCUCAACCAAGAAGCAAGGGAAAUUGCCGCCUACAGUGCUGGACUUGUCAGCAGCAUUCUCUAGCCACUAUGUCCAGCUGAUGCGCCAAAGUGUCCCGCAAAGAGUCUCUGAUAUCUUCGAAUUUGGGAGUGAGGUAUAGUUGUGGAAACUAUGGUUUGUACUUGUAGACCAGAUGUUGAGCGGAGAUUACAUUUUCCACUCGUAGACUCGAUCAGCCAACGAACAGUAGACGAAUCCCUCCACCCCGACUACUCUCCUCGUCCAAAUAAUACCCCGCCAACUCCCAGCUCGUAACCGGCUACACGAUAGCACGCUCAUCCGCGGUGGCUUGUGGUCGGGGGAGGGCUGUGUCCGAGGCUCAGUUCGCGGAGAUGUUGGGCGAUUCAGACUUCAGGGCUCGCGUAACGAGUCUGGCGGAGCUAGAGAUGGGACGCCUUGGAGUUUUCGAGGACGCUUCACUCUUGGACGACAUCGUGACGACGGGAACGGAAGAGCGACAAACGGAUGUGAAGUUAGACGACGUGCCUACUGUAUCAAAGGACGAGAUACAGGGGUCACUGGCAGAGGGAGCGAUAUCAGCGAGAAGUCGGAGCAAAAACGAAGAUGCCAUGCCUUAAGACCUGUUUCGGAAUAUGUGUAUGGAGAUUUAUUUUCACCCAAGAAUAAUAUGCUUCACAUCAGUACUACUAGGUACUUGUGUCUUCAUCAACAUCAAUUGCAAUACUGAGCAGUAAGUUUUGCAAUUGAUGCUGAUGGCACAAAAUGAAGUUUUACAACCAAACAACCAACUGAUUCCGCUUCUAGUUUUCGCAACUUCGUUAUUUCUAUCUCUCUGUUUGUGUUUAGUCUGCUUUUAAGCUGUUGUACGUAGUAUGAGUUAUCACGGCUGUUCUAGAGUAGUUGAUAGCUUUAGCUUUCUGUAGUUCACUUGAGUUUCCUGCUCCUUUUCAGUCUUUCUAUAGCUUUCUCUUUGUGUCUGUGAAAUGUUUGCUUUCUCUGCGCCCGCCGCUGCUGGUGCGUCAACGGCAUCAAUUGCAAAACUGAGCAGUAAGUUUUGCAAUUGAUGUUGAUGACACAAAAUGAAGUGGUGACUAUCUUCAAAAGUGGUGACUAUACUCCUCUAGUGCUAUAAUGUCUCACUCGGAGGAGACGUAGAUGGUAUGAGCGGGAGUCGCAGCGUCGGAAGCAGCCCGAAGGCAUCAUUGAGAUCACCACAGACACCGCAAGAGGCACAGAAUAGGCUGGCGGCUCUAGCUGCGGGUGACGAGAAUGCCAUGGGUGGAGCAAAUGGAAAUUUAUGCGAGUUUUGUGUGGUUUUUGUGUGUUGGUCGGGUAGUAGUAGAAUUGUAUUUGACUAAGCUCUUCUAGAGUUGGCAUCGUGACUUUGCCUCUUUGUUCUUGACUGUACGUCUUUCUACCAAGACGGAUGAUACUCAUGCAUUUUCAUGUUACUAAUACUGAAUUUGCUCACGACUUUAUAUCGAGUUAGAAGCUGCCCUCUUUCAUUGAUAGCAGAAGGCGGUGGAUCCAGGUCUUCGAGGCCAAAAUCCGCUGGCGGAACAGAGAUCGUCGUUGGCGCAACAACUGCCGAAAGAAAAUCCUCUUCUUCUAGCAGUGGCGGUGCUGGUGGAAAAACUAAAGGCAGAAGUAGUAAGUCUAGUAGUGCAUCGGCGACAUUGCAGAGAAGGCCAUCUGUUGGGAACAGCCGCGGUGUUGAUCUUCUCACGCUGAAUGACCAUUUUGGGAUGCUGCGUCACGGGUUUAUGUCGUAUCGGCCAUCGCCUAGUAGGCUACGCGAAGUCAUUUUCGAAGCUACUGACACGAUAUCAGAAGUGCUACUCAUUUGGCUUACGACCGAAAAAAUGAGGAUACCAACAGCGGAAGACGUGAUAGAAUCGGUGGAAAUUGCAGCAGACUCAUCGAUCUUCGUCGGAGAUUUUUUCUUACGCGUUUCAAUUUUACUUGAUCAUGUGUGAUUCAAGUUUUAGCAGGUACAGAAAAAGAAAUGAAUGCCGCCUUUGAGUGUGACCGUGUAUUUUUGGACCUUUGAUAAAUAACUUUCGGUCUGACAACUCCACGACCUGAUUCAUCAUCUUCAUUGUUACAGAGCAGUUUUGUAGCUAUUUGCUUAUACCAUUCCCUUCCCCGAGGGAGCCCGCCCCUGUUCCCAUUCAUCUUCCGCCGCAGUUUUGUUGAAGCAUUACGAGCAGCUGUCGAGAAUUCCCCUUGGCCUAACACAAGGCGAUCCCAGAGCCAUGGCGAUGCGAAAAUACCUUCAUUUCAAUUUUCAUAACCUUUUCAAGCCAGAAGUUUCAGGUGGACCAAGAUACAACAAUACCAGAUUGAUGCAAGCCUUGAGAGAGUAG